Molecule: messenger RNA, 2027 nt
Organism: Protopterus annectens (West African lungfish)
Lineage: Eukaryota; Metazoa; Chordata; Ceratodontiformes; Protopteridae
Gene: CD2BP2
Product: CD2 cytoplasmic tail binding protein 2
Exons: 7
Coding region: 184-1308 (374 amino acids)
Cellular component (GO): U5 snRNP
Molecular function (GO): protein binding
Source: RefSeq, a predicted model, not a curated record
AGUUUGUCAAGUUGCCUGCGGAUUGUUUUGAAGUGAACACAAGUUUGGUGGUGUUUCAGUGAAAGGAUGCCGUGAGGUAUUUCCGGGCUUGGCGUGUUUUUGGUAGAACGUAUUGUUGUCUUCUAUAGCCCUAGAAUUAAAGGGCGUCCUGCUGGAGAGACUAGUUUUUGUAUCACUGUCAGAAUGUCAAAGCGGAAAGUUGUGUUCAGAGAUAUAGACGGUGAAGAGGUAGAUCUGACACCUGUUAAAAAACUGCACACCAAUGGCAGUGGAGAGUCGACGCCCGGAAGCCGCUUCAAAGAGAAGCAUUCUCUAGACAGUGAUGAAGAAGAUGAUGAAGAAGGCGAGGACAAAAAUAAAUAUGGAGUGCUGACUUCCGAAGAUAUUGAAGGCCAAGAAGGAGCCACCAUUGAUUUUGAUGAAGGCAUUAAAAUCACACCCUUUAACCUGACAGAAGAAAUGGAGGAAGGCCAUUUUGAUUCUGAAGGAAAUUAUUUUCAGAAUAAGGAAGAGAUGAUCAGAGACAACUGGCUCGAUAACAUUGACUGGGUGGAGGUUAAACAGCGCCCAUUAUCGAAGGUGAAUACAUGGAAUGAUGAUGAGCCUGAUGAUGCCGCACAGUCACCUGUCGAUCAGAAAGUACUUCUGGAAGAGAUGUUGCAGUUACUGCAGCCAGGAGAAACAGUAGCAAAGGCCAUCCGACGGCUUGGCCAAAAGGGAAAGCAGAACCAAAGUAGCCGGACAUGGAAGAUCAAAAGGGUGAAACCCCAGCAGGAUGAACAGGAGGAGGAGAAGAAGGAGGAGGAGAAAGAAGAGAAGGAAGCAGAGUUGGUCAUGACAGAGGCUGAGCGGUUAGAGCAUGAGAGCAAGGAGAAGCUUGACCGCUUAACUGGGUUAGCGGACCAGAUGGUGGGGCGGGGGGUUUACACAAUCUACCAAGAGACUUAUGAGAAGUUGAGUUUCCGCCUUAGGAAGCUACAAGCUCCUGAAACAGCCCCAGCAAAGGCAACCAAGGAAGUGAUGGAUAUGUUCGCAGAUAACAGUGAUGAGGAACUUAGUGAAACUGAUUCAGCACCUGCAAAAAACAACAGCCAGGCACAGGGAAGUGAAAUGGAGCAGGAAGAGAUGUGGGAGUACAGAUGGGAGAACACCAAUGAUGCGGAAGUGUAUGGCCCCUUCAACAGCUCACAGAUGUUGCAAUGGGUAGAGGACGGCUACUUCCCAGAGGGAGUAUAUUGUCGGCGAGUGGGCAACCCUGACGCACCUUACUAUAACUCCAGACGAAUAGAUUUUGAUCUUUACACAUGACAGACCCAACUAGAUCCACUUGAAACUUUUUGUGUUUUUGGUUUUAUCGCCUCUCAUUUUGUUAUAUAUUUUUUUAAUUCUGAUGAUGAGUGUUUCAGUUUUGGUGAGACAACGUUUACUUCUCCUCCCGGAUGGACAGAACUAUCUGUCUUGGUAAUUACUUGGUGUAUCAGAGGCACUUAGAGUAUUGCAGUCGAGAGGAUGCUGCAUUGAAAUUUGUGUUGCUGGCUUCACUGUUCUUUGCAGAUUCCUGGAUCAGAUGCUUAAAACAGAAAUUAUAUAUCCCUCAUCCUGAGGCCUUUUAUGUUUUUUUGACAUUAAAGCAGGAAAACAAUUUUAAAAAAUCAGAGAUCUGAACCAUAUGCAGAACACUAGAAGGACACUGCUGGAAGUGCUGAAUCGUGGUUGUUCUAUGAGAAGGUAUAAUCGUGGAAGUGUUUUAUUGGGGGACACUUAACUAAAUAUUUACUAUUGCAAAAUGAAUAAGCUAACUUUGGUGGUAUGGAGAAGCACGAAUGAUGUUUUGUACAGAGACUGCUUGGAUUUCGUAUCAUUUUAAGAAGGGGACACAGUUCAUGUGAUAAUUUUGCUGAAUUCCUGCUUCUUUUGUUCAGAUGACAUAAAAUGUAAAAAAAAAAAAAAAAAAAAAAAAAAAAGAUUUUACAGAAACUUCAUAUUAAGUAAAUAGAUUCUAAUCAGUCUCAUAGAGUUGUGUUUUA